Molecule: messenger RNA, 1509 nt
Organism: Haliotis rufescens (red abalone)
Lineage: Eukaryota; Metazoa; Mollusca; Gastropoda; Lepetellida; Haliotidae
Product: myeloperoxidase-like
Exons: 12
Coding region: 1-1509 (502 amino acids)
Biological process (GO): response to oxidative stress
Molecular function (GO): heme binding; peroxidase activity
Source: RefSeq, a predicted model, not a curated record
AUGGUCACUGCUGGAGAGGCGGACACAGAGGUUAACCACAUAGAUUCCGUCAUUGAGCAACUCAAGGCAAUACAAUCAGAUCUGGUUGGAAUGGAUCAUCAGAUGAACACGAAAUUCCUUGACGAUGUCACUGAUGAGUCAUCAACGAACAAGGGUGCGACAAAAACUUCACCAACGACUUGGGGUGACCACCAAGGAAUAGUUGAUGGACAAACGCUGGACAGAGAAAACAGAAUUGACAUCUUGUUCAGACUCCUGCAUGGUGAUGACAAAGACAAGUAUGUUGUUUGUACACUGGCUGACGCCGCCGAGACGUCUCAGAUUUCCAUAGAAGACAUCAGCACAUCCAAGUAUCAAGACAAACACACCAUCAGACGGCGCUCUAUCGACUGCAGACAAGACGCCCGCUACCGGACAAUGGACGGAAGUUGCAACAAUGCUCGCUGGCCAACCUGGGGAUCAACCAACCAACCAUUCAAGAGAUUUAUUGAUCCUGCAUAUGAUGAUGGCAAGUUCGUUCCCCGAAUGAGAGGCGUUGAUGGUUAUCCCCUUCCCAGUCCACGCGCCAUCAGUGUGGCCGUCCAUCCGGGAGUUGACAGUCCUUCUGACGACCACACGGUGAUGGUGAUGCAGUGGGGGCAGUUUGUUGACCACGAUCUCACCGGAACUCCUCUCCAUGCAGGUGAUGUUCAAUCAAAAUGUUGCGAUGGUCACACACCUGGAGAGAUGCAUUCUGAUGUACGAGCUGGCGGUCCUUGUUUCCCAAUCACCAUGCCAGUAAAUGAAGGACAUUUCCAAAAGAACUGCAUGGAGUUCAAAAGAUCAGCCCCAGCACCUGGAAGGAAUACUCGAGAACAGUUGAACCUACUGACGUCCUUUGUGGACGCCUCUAACGUGUACGGCCUCAGUCAGGAUCAGAUCAAUCACCUCAGGAAUGGACCCUACAUGAAAACCAAGGGCGAUAACCUGUUGCCAGAAUCCAACCAAGGCAACUGUCGAACAAGCAAUACCAACGAAUGGUGUUUUGAAGCUGGUGACGACCGUGUGAACGUGUUCCCUGGUCUGGCCGUGCUACACACCAUGUUUGUCCGCGAACACAAUCGUCUUGUCAAAGAACUUGCUGAUGUCAUGCCAUCGACCACUCCUGAUGAUGUCUUGUUUGAGGAGGCCAGAAAGAUCGUGUCAGCCAUCAUCCAACAAGUCACCUACCGCGAAUGGCUGCCCAUUAUUGUUGGGCCCUUGGCCAUGAGGAAGUACAGACUGACCCCUGGCUUUAGCUUCAGGUACAACUUCACCCAAAACCCCACCAUCUACAACGCUUUCGCCACCGCCGCCUUCAGAUACGGCCACUCCACCAUUCCACGUUUCCUGACCCUCGGAGAUCGACGUGUACCCAUAGAACAGCUCUUCUUCAGACCUUCUGAGGUCAUCAAAGAUCUGGACACCGUGCUGAAGGCUAUCCUCAAGGACAGACAUCAGGAGGUUAACCGAUUCAUCAACAAGGGAUGA